Messenger RNA from Arvicola amphibius (Eurasian water vole), 375 nucleotides. Its product is annotated as histone H4. Gene Ontology annotation, cellular component: nucleosome. The coding region runs from base 7 to 318 and encodes 103 amino acids. Gene Ontology annotation, molecular function: protein heterodimerization activity; DNA binding; structural constituent of chromatin. Lineage: Eukaryota; Metazoa; Chordata; Mammalia; Rodentia; Cricetidae. Gene Ontology annotation, biological process: nucleosome assembly. The transcript has a single exon. The record is from RefSeq and is a predicted model, not a curated record.
GUAAUCAUGUCUGGUCGUGGAAAGGGAGGUAAAGGCCUGGGCAAAGGUGGCGCCAAGCGCCACCGCAAGGUCCUGCGCGACAACAUCCAGGGCAUCACCAAGCCCGCCAUCCGCCGCCUGGCCCGGCGCGGGGGAGUCAAGCGCAUCUCCGGCCUCAUCUACGAGGAGACCCGCGGGGUGCUGAAGGUGUUCCUGGAGAACGUGAUCCGCGACGCGGUCACCUACACGGAGCACGCCAAGCGCAAGACCGUCACCGCCAUGGACGUGGUCUACGCGCUCAAGCGCCAGGGCCGCACCCUCUACGGCUUCGGAGGUUAAGCUGUUGUUUCACUUCCUCCUCUGUCGCAAAAGGCCCUUUUCAGGGCCACCCACAAA